CCGGCCUUGGAUGUCCGACCCUUUUUCUUUGCAAGGAAGAGAAGGGCAGGAAGAGACGCAGGCAAAAGGCUACUUCAAACCACCGAGGAAGGAUGUGGACUUACACUGUCGGUUUUACUGUCCUGCCUCACCUUGGAGGUUUCCUUGGCUGGCUCAUUAACCGAAAAGAAACUCCUGUUUGGUACGACAAGCUGAAAAAACCUGCGUGGUGUCCACCCCGCAAAAUAUUCCCUGUUGUUUGGACUGUGCUGUACACUGGCAUGGGCUACGCCUCCUACCUCGUAUGGAACGACCUGGGUGGCUGCAGCAGCAAAGCCAUCGUCCCGCUUGGCCUCUACGGGGCUCAGCUGGCCCUGAACUGGGCUUGGCCCCACUUCUUCUUCGGCACACAUAACCUGAAGAUGGCGCUGAUUGACAUCCUGUGCUUGGACGCGCUGGCGACGGGCACCGUGUGCUCCUGGUACCGCAUUAACAAGAUAGCGGCGCUGCUGCUGGUGCCCUACCUGGGCUGGCUGGCCAUGGCCACCUGCCUCACAAUCCGCAUCUGGAAGGACAACCCCGAGCAAAAACCAGGGAAGAGCGAGUAAGAGCAGGACAGAAAUGAAGGCGUU
Messenger RNA from Tauraco erythrolophus (red-crested turaco), 611 nucleotides. RefSeq names its product translocator protein 2 (gene TSPO2). NCBI's taxonomy places the organism in Eukaryota, Metazoa, Chordata, Aves, Musophagiformes, Musophagidae. Gene Ontology annotation, cellular component: mitochondrial outer membrane. The record is from RefSeq and is a predicted model, not a curated record.